This is a messenger RNA of Daphnia carinata, 2109 nucleotides long. RefSeq lists its product as uncharacterized. The record is from RefSeq and is a predicted model, not a curated record. Bases 199 to 1905 code for a protein of 568 amino acids. Lineage: Eukaryota; Metazoa; Arthropoda; Branchiopoda; Diplostraca; Daphniidae. The transcript is spliced from 3 exons.
AAGUAGCAUAGAAACUCGAGUGCAUACAGGUGUGGACGUCACCAACGAACGCACAAGACGGAAUCGAGGAGAAAAACAAGGUAAUUACAGCCUGCAGAAUGGAACAGAAUUCAUUGCGUAAUGACCUGUGAAGUGAUUCGUUUCCAUUGACCUUUUGGUUACGUUCGCGAGACCAAUAAAAAACGCAGCGUUUCGCUAAUGGAUUGCAGUCGGAUAUCGGUUUCGGCACUAGGACGUGACGUACUAGUUGGAGAUUUGUACAACUAUUAUACAGACACUAUCUUGAAAAGUAGUAUUUUAGUACCGGGCGAGUGCAUACGCAUCGAGCACAAAUUAAUUCCCGAAACGGAACGGUACUUUUUCUUUAAUCAACCUGCCAAAUUCAAACCUUCUUUGCUUGGCAUCAACUCGCAUUUAAGGGAGAGCAUCGAACAAGGGUCUGUCGAUUUGAAUCUUCUUUGGUUCGCCGAUUUUCUGAAAGCUAGUCCGUCAGAAGGCGACGAAAAUGAGGCGCUAGUCACUGUCUUCUUCCGUGUCAUCCGUCGGACUGAAACACUCGAUCAACAUUUUUUCAACUCCAAAAUAUACAACUAUCAACUAGACAGCGGUGGAUGGGCCACGCAUUUGGUCGAACAGGUUGUCUACGGAGCCGAGCUGAUUUGUUCCAUGCGAAGACCUGUCGACUGGAGGCGAGAGACAAAGGACAGCGCUGAAGAAAACAUUUACCUGGUGGCCAAAGCUUAUUUCGAUCGCAUUAUCGGACCGAAGGCAAUCAAUACCGAGCCGCCAAUUGAAUUAGAAAAAGUGUCUUGCCGAAUACUCAGCAGCCUAGAAGAUGUUCAACCGACAGAGAGUUCGUUUCGACUGUCUUGCGAAUUUCUUAAGGACGUCAUCAAUUUCAAAGAAGAUAAUCAACCUGCGAAAUUGUGGCGUCCCAUUUACAUCGUACGGCGCCAAAUUCCUAAACAAAUUGAAACUCGGAUUGUGCUGGACAGACUAACUGAUAAGAGACUGAAAAUUGAAAGGAAAUGGCACUGGAUUAUGAAGGAGAGUCACAGGAUAGCAAAACAUCCAUUUCUUAAUCGAGUUCCUCCUUUUGAAAGAGCGAUAUGUCAGUUCAUCGAAUUACUGGAACCAGCUGAAAGCGAAAUAAUGCAAUAUGACCUUAACAUUAUUGCAAAGAAAUGUAUCCAAGACCAAGUUUCAAAAGACGUCAAAACUAUUUCUGAUUGUGUUUUACUAUCAGAUAUGGUAGAUUGGCUGAUCCAACGUCGCAGUGAGAUUGACGCCAUCUGUUUGAUGCUGAAAGGCCACCAGAUGGGAAUGUUCGACAUGGCGGAAAUCGAGUCUCGACCUCCAUCCAGUUGUGAAAAACGAGCCAGAGUAUUCGUCUUGAAAGUUGACUACAUCUCAGAUCCGCUGAUGGAACGCAUUCAAAAUUUGAUUGGCAACUUGGAACCGGUUUAUAAACUUCCAGUUUUUCCGGCCAUCUCAUCCGGGAAAGAGCGUCUCGGAAUAAUUAGUAGAGCAUUUCACGGGUUUUCGGAAGAGGCACGUUGGUGUUCCAAUGAGCAAUACAGCUAUUACCAGAUCGGUCUAGUUCCACUUUCAUCGCCACUGGAAGAUGGAACGAUCAAGACUAUUGUGUACCCCGCCAUUGAAAUGACACCGUCUUGCUUGCCAGCUGCCCAGUCAAGUCCUAAAGAAUCGGAGAAGGACGAACAAGAUCAUCAUCAGCUACUGUGUCUGCCUAUCAACCAUCACCAGCAACAUCCAAACACUCCCAAGAAGACUUUGACAGUUUCCAAUCAAAGUGAUAAUCCAUACGAAAAAGUUGCUUAUUUUCUACUGAAAAGUAUCAUGAUGAUUUCGCCAGAGAACUUUGAUGACGACAGUAACGUUUAAAAAAAUGUUAUUCUAAUGUGUUGGAAAUGUCAAGAUUUAUUUUAUACGAGAACUUGUUUUACAUCAGAGUCGUGGAUUUUGGAGGAUUUUUUGUUUAUGAACUAAAUUUCAUAUAACCUUGAUUGUUUCGUAACUAAAUAAUGGAUCAACUGAAAGAGAACUGAAAAUAUAUGAUUAUUUAUGAGGCAAUACAAUUUGUGAAGC